This is a messenger RNA of Nematolebias whitei (Rio pearlfish), 1279 nucleotides long. It is a transcript of the gene gmppaa, whose product is annotated as GDP-mannose pyrophosphorylase Aa. The record is from RefSeq and is a predicted model, not a curated record. The transcript has 13 exons. The coding region runs from base 1 to 1260 and encodes 419 amino acids. Gene Ontology annotation, biological process: biosynthetic process. Gene Ontology annotation, molecular function: transferase activity. Gene Ontology annotation, cellular component: cytoplasm. Lineage: Eukaryota; Metazoa; Chordata; Actinopteri; Cyprinodontiformes; Rivulidae.
AUGUUAACCCCACAAUGCACUCGAUUCAGACCGUUGUCAUUCGAAGUGCCCAAACCCUUGUUUCCAGUUGCUGGUGUCCCCAUGCUUCAGCAUCACAUUGAAGCAUGUGUAAAGGUACCCAACUUGAAGGAGAUUUUGCUCAUCGGCUUUUAUCAGCCAAAUGAAGAACUGAACAGAUUUUUGUUUAAUGCACAGCAAGAGUUCAAAAUCUCAAUCAGGUAUUUACAAGAGUAUGCAGCCCUGAGCACUGGAGGGGGCAUCUAUCACUUCAGAGAUCAGAUUGUCUCUGGGAGUCCUGAAGCAUUCUUUGUAAUAAAUGCUGAUGUUUGUUCGGUGUUUCCUCUCACAGAGAUGCUCAGCUUUCAGAAAGAGCAUGGAGAACCCAACAGCUUUGUCAUCCUUGGGACAACGGCAAACAGGAAGCAGUCCUUGAAUUAUGGCUGUAUUGUGGAAAAUGAGAACACAAAUGAGGUCUUGCAUUAUGUGGAAAAGCCAAGCACGUUUGUGAGUGACAUCAUCAACUGCGGUAUAUACCUCUUUAACCCGGAGAUCUUCCAGCACAUCGGCGCCGUCUUUCAGAAGAACCAGCAGGACAUGUUGCUCUUUCCAUAUGAUGGAGAGGAGCCAAGCAACGGCUGGCACCGAGCAGAAGUCAUCCGGCUGGAGCAGGACAUUUUCACUGCCCUGGCAGGACAGGGCAAACUCUAUGUGUACAAAACCCUCGGCUUCUGGAGCCAGAUUAAAUCUGCAGGGUCUGCAAUUUAUGCCAGUCGAUUGUACCUCAAUCAGUACCACACAACUCAUCCUGAACGUCUGGCCUAUAAUAAAGAGGGUGGACCCAAAAUAAGAGGUAAUGUCUAUAUUCACCCCACGGCCAAUAUUGACCCCACUGCUAUGUUGGGCCCCAACGUCUCAAUUGGAACAGGUGUGACAAUUGGAGCUGGGGUCAGAGUUCGAGAAUCAAUCAUUCUUCAUGGUGCAAAUCUACAAGAUCAUUGCUGUGUUUUGAACAGCAUUGUGGGGUGGGAGAGCACCAUUGGCAAAUGGGCCAGAGUGGAAGGAACUCCUAGUGACCCCAAUCCAAAUGAUCCCUUUGCAAAGAUGGACAGCGAGACGCUUUUCAGAGAUGGAAAACUUACACCUUCCAUCACUAUUCUCAGUUGUAACGUGACCAUUCCCUCCGAGGUGAUCAUACUGAACUCCAUUGUGCUUCCACACAAAGACCUGAACCGCGGCUUCAAAAACCAGAUUAUUCUUUAGCUCAUCUUCCUGUUACUUC